CAUAUUUAGAUUUAUCCGUGCUUAGAGCCAAUAGCGUGACAGCAGGAGGAGUUCUGGUCGCGCAAAGCUGAUGCUCAGUGUCUGAACUAGAAAGGUCUUGAAGACUGGAGCGUCUGGCGAAGUGACUUUACUGAGUUUCUAAAUACGAGGGCUGUGGAACCGAACCUUUCUUUAUACACGCAACGAUGCAUCAAAUGCCCUUUUCGCACGGGAAAGCAAUGAAGGAAAGAGCUCCGAGUUUCUGGAAGACAGCACAGCCCUGGUCCUUGCGGGUAAAGGCAGCACUGUGUAGUCAUCUGCGCUUCAUGUGGAUGGCUCUAAUGGCCCUAACAGUUCUUUGUGUGGCCAUACAAAUACUAGGGAUGACCAGACGAUACAGGAGUGACAAGAUUUCGAAGCAGUUCACCGACGAUAAACUUUUCCGCAUGAGAUUCACCUUUGAACUUCAAAAGACAAUCACAACAACACAAGAGGUGUCAGAAGAAGCAUCUCCCGGCAGAAACCGUAGUAUGAAAUACAUCCAGGGUUUAAGCAGGGACACCACUCUAAAAAAUGAGAGACACGGCCAUGGACAUGGCAAUCCGUCCAGUCUGAAGGCAGAUGAUGUUGUACACACUGCAAAGGAUUCACUUCCGCCUGUGAUAAGCCAUGAUUCCCGAGGUCCUAGGGAAUCAGUACUGUCCAUGGAGAAUUUAAGUUUGUCUCAUCGGGACAAUCUUCCCGCCAACAAGAACACAAAAAUCACAGUGGUAGAAAAUCCAAAACAAUCAAACAAAGCAGUAGCUACUGCUCGUGCUCAAAGCAUGGAUGAGACGCUUCAUUCAGUAACAUUGGAACAACCUGUCAGAGGGUAUCCAAAAUCUCCAAAUUAUACAGGCCUUGCUGGAAAUACCUUAGCCCACAAUCCAAGAUCAUUAGAUGACAUAUUCAAACAAAAUACUACAGUAGGAUUGGGUAUAACCUAUUCAACCAAACAAUAUCAAAAGGGUUCUCUCCAAGUUCAAAAAAAACUAUUGCAGUCCACUUCAAAUUCAACAAUUAAUACCAAACAACAUCUAAAGGCAUACAGACAGCAGAAAAAGAAAAUCUCCAAGCCAAAAUCAUCUACCUCUUCUGUGCCUUCGCCUCUCAAUCCAAACUUGCUACCACAUGCCCACUCCUCAUUGGGCAGACCCAGUGCCAAAAGAGCACAAAAUGAAGAGAAGGACACUUGCCAGCCAAAGACGCACAUUGUGUUCCUCAAAACACAUAAAACAGCUAGCAGUACAAUCCUCAACAUAUUAUACCGUUUUGGAGAGAGCCGAAAUCUCACCUUUGCUCUCCCCCUGAGCAAACACAGCCAGCUGUUUUAUCCACUGUAUUUCACAUCUCUGUUUGUUGAAGGCUUCAAGUCAAGGACCGUGAAGGAAUAUGACAUUAUGUGCAAUCAUAUGAGGUUCUUGUCAUCUGAGGUCAAGAAGGUCAUGCCAGCAGAUUCAUUUUACUUCUCAAUUGUGCGCAAUCCUGUCACCAUGAUGGAGUCCAUUUUCUCCUAUUACAAGAGCAUUCCUGCCUUCCUCAGGAAACGAAACCUGGACGAGUUCCUAGAAAAUCCCUGGAAGCACUAUAAUGCCUCUUUAAACAACAACCAUUAUGCCAAGAACCUCCUGACAUUUGACUUUGGCUUCAAUAACAAUGCCAAUGACAAUGAAAGAUACACCAACCUGUCUAUAACUAUGAUAGAAAACACGUUCGACCUGAUCUUGGUGUCUGAAUACUUCGAUGAGUCCAUGAUCCUGUUAAAGAACGCCCUCUGCUGGAAGUUGGAUGACGUGGUCUCUUUCAAGCUCAACAGCAGAAGCAACAAGACCAGGCAGGACUUGUCCCGUCGGGCCAUGGAGAAGAUAAAGCAAUGGAACUCCCUGGACUGGAAGCUCUACCUGCAUUUCAAUGCCACCUUCUGGAAGAAGAUCGAUGAAACGGUGGGACGAGAGGAGAUGGAACGAGAAGUGGAGCGCCUUCGAGAGAGAAGGGUCCAGCUCAUGAAGACCUGUCUGCAGGAUGAAGGGGCUGUGGACCCUUCCCAGAUCAAAGACACUUCCCUGAAGCCCUUUCAGUACGGUGCUGCUGUCAUUCAGGGCUACAACCUCAACCCUGAGCUAGAUGAAAUAACCAAAAGCAAAUGUCAGAGCCUCAUCAUGCCUGAGCUACAGUACACUGCAUUACUGUAUACCAAGCAGUUUCCGGAUAUUGCGGCUAAGCUGUCAGCCUCCUCACACCAGUUAAGUCCAGGCAAGUCCAGGACCCAUCAUUCAAGGAAUUGGGAAGCCAGAAAAGCCAUUGCUCACAUGAGAAAUGUGAAAAAUCAGGUCUAUAAAGGUCAUCAAAGAAGCUUUUCCAACUGGACUACAGCAAGCAGCCUGCAGAAUGUGCCUUGAAACAACUUCGAUAUAAGGGAUAAGGAAAUAUCUUCUGAGUCGACAGGUCAGCGAGGUCUACAAUAAGCCCGUCUGAGCCAGGGUCUCAGUCUUUGAGCUACAUAGUUGCCAAGACUGGCCUUUAGGAGGUAGACUAGAGAGGUAGAAGCCCGUGGUUCAGAAGUGGACUAGGUCAGUGCAUCUCAAAUCACUUGGCCUUAGACUGAACUAUCAGGACCUCUUAGUUGGCUUUCCUAACAUCACAUUCAAGGAAGAGCCGAUGUUCAGGGAGGGCCAGUGCUUGUGAGAGAGCACCAGUUCUGGAUGUAGUAUUAUCUGUUCUGAAGAGGAAUCAUUUUUUCCCAUCUUAAUAGAUUCAAAUAAUGGCACCAUUCAUUAUAGUAGGGGACUCAAACCUACUGUCCUGGCUAAAAUCUACUGUGGGUGGACAUAAUUUUGCCUCCCUAAAUCCGACUGGUGAUGUAUUUUUUACUUCACUUAAUUGCUUGGCUGGUGCAAUGGGCGCCAAGUGUCACCCAUGUGGGUGUGGGGGAGGGGGGGAGGUAAAGAGGGGGUAAAGUAUUUUCCCAUAUAACUUAUUAAUAGUCUAGAGAAUUCAGAAAUUUCUUUUACAAAUGAGGUGCUUUGUGAGGAAAAAUGAUUCAAUAUGCAUCAUUAUGAAGUUAAGAGAAGAUGAUGUAGAGCACAUUGUAUUACUGGUACAGAGGUACAAUUCCUCAAAAUAAAACUACCAAAAAGGCCAUAAACCAAUACAAAUAUUGCCUGAAAUAGAUUAUAAACAGAAACACUAUUUAUCAUUAAACAUGAAUGAUCUUGGAAAACACUUAAUUUGUCCUUUGAAUUCUUAUGUGAAAAAUUUGUAUACUUCAUCCAGAUGUAAUAAUGUGCAGAAUGUACUUUCAUAGGUUAAGUAAAAGAAUUCAGAGGUUC
Molecule: messenger RNA, 3347 nt
Organism: Lepisosteus oculatus (spotted gar)
Lineage: Eukaryota; Metazoa; Chordata; Actinopteri; Semionotiformes; Lepisosteidae
Biological process (GO): glycolipid biosynthetic process
Cellular component (GO): membrane
Molecular function (GO): galactosylceramide sulfotransferase activity
Source: RefSeq, a predicted model, not a curated record